Monodelphis domestica (gray short-tailed opossum) is the source of this 1343-nucleotide messenger RNA. RefSeq names its product pepsinogen B (gene PGC). The record is from RefSeq and is marked provisional. Gene Ontology annotation, molecular function: aspartic-type endopeptidase activity. Gene Ontology annotation, biological process: proteolysis. NCBI's taxonomy places the organism in Eukaryota, Metazoa, Chordata, Mammalia, Didelphimorphia, Didelphidae.
GUUCUCUCCCUAGUGGGGGACUGGAAAUCAGCACCAUGAAGUGUCUAAUCUUGGCCCUGAUUUGUCUGCAGCUCUCAGAGGGCGUAGUGGUCAGACAAAUUCUGCAUAAGGGCAAGUCCAUCCGUGAGCGUAUGGAAGAGAAUGGUGUGCUGGAGGAUUUUCUGAGGUACAACAAGAAAGCUGAUCCAGCUGCUAAGUUCCUCUUCAACAAGGAUGCUGUCGCUUAUGAACCCAUCACUAACUACUUGGAUUCUUUCUACUUUGGGGAAAUCAGCAUCGGCACCCCCCCUCAGAACUUCCUGGUCCUCUUCGACACAGGCUCCUCCAACCUGUGGGUGCCCUCCACCUACUGCCAGAGCCAGGCAUGCUCCAAUCACAAUAGGUUCAGCCCCAGCCAGUCUUCCACCUUCACCAACGGCGGGCAGACCUACACGCUGUCCUACGGGAGCGGUAGCCUGACAGUUGUGCUGGGCUACGACACCGUGACCGUUCAGAACAUCGUUGUCAGUAACCAGGAGUUUGGCCUGAGUGAGAGUGAGCCCACCAGCCCCUUCUACUAUUCCGACUUUGAUGGGAUUUUGGGAAUGGCUUACCCAGCAAUGGCUGUAGGCAAUUCUCCCACAGUGAUGCAGGGGAUGUUGCAGCAGGGGCAGCUCUCGGAGCCCAUUUUCAGCUUCUACUUCUCCCGUCAACCAACUCAUCAGUAUGGAGGGGAGCUGAUCCUGGGAGGUGUGGACCCUCAGCUCUACUCUGGCCAGAUCACCUGGACCCCCGUGACCCAGGAAGUUUACUGGCAGAUCGGCAUUGAGGAGUUUGCCAUUGGUAACCAGGCCACUGGCUGGUGUUCCCAGGGCUGCCAAGCCAUUGUGGAUACCGGAACCUUCCUUCUGGCUGUUCCUCAGCAGUACAUGAGUGCCUUCCUGCAAGCAACAGGAGCCCAGCAGGCUCAGAAUGGUGAUUUUAUGGUCAACUGCAACUACAUCCAGGAUAUGCCCACCAUCACUUUUGUCAUCAAUGGGUCCCAGUUCCCUCUGCCUCCCUCUGCUUAUGUCUUCAAUAACAAUGGUUACUGCCGGCUUGGGAUUGAGGCCACUUAUCUGCCCUCCCCCAAUGGGCAGCCUCUGUGGAUUCUGGGUGAUGUCUUCCUCAAGGAAUACUACUCCGUCUAUGACAUGGCCAACAACAGGGUUGGCUUUGCCUAUUCUGCCUAGACUCUCUCUUCCUGACUCCUCUCAGGGUGCUUAUGGAGAACACUUAAAGUUUAUGUAGACAUGUCAAGUUCCUCUCAAUGAUUUUGAAUGUAAUGUUCUCUUACCUUCUAAAAUAAAAUUUAAAACUUUCAA